Molecule: messenger RNA, 2913 nt
Organism: Hylaeus volcanicus
Lineage: Eukaryota; Metazoa; Arthropoda; Insecta; Hymenoptera; Colletidae
Product: RING finger protein narya
Exons: 4
Coding region: 1210-1860 (216 amino acids)
Biological process (GO): reciprocal meiotic recombination; protein sumoylation; homologous chromosome pairing at meiosis
Cellular component (GO): synaptonemal complex
Molecular function (GO): SUMO transferase activity
Source: RefSeq, a predicted model, not a curated record
UAUACUGAACGUACAAAAAAUGUAUUUACGGUAUUUUGAAACUAAAAUGCGUAAUAAGUUUCAGAUAUUAUUUUAAUAGUGACUAGUUUUAAUUAUAUUUGUACAUUUGUAAUUUGAAUUCCAUUAAUCAAUAGUUAAAUAGUAAUUAGUAUUAUUUAAAUAUUAUAUAUGAUAAUAAUAUGUUAUGUUAAAUGCAAAAGUUGACAAAGUUUACUAUAUUAGUAUAAGUAACACAAAUUUUACAAUUUACUAUUUUACUUGAAUUAGUAUGAACAAAACAGAUUAUCUUUCCUGAUGCAAGUAUAAAAACACUAGACGCGUUUUGACUUCGGACUGGUGGAAUAAUCAUCAUCACCAAAUUUAAUCAAUCUGUAGUAGAAACGCACCAAUACUUCAAUUAACAAAAACAUGAACUUUGGUAGCACAAUCAUGUUACAACCACAGACAUUGGAAUAUGUUUGUGCUUACAAUAUAAUUGAAACGACAGAAACUUACGUCUCAAAUUGUAAUAGACUCAAUAUAAUUUUACAAGUUACUAUUUAUAUAUUACAAUUACAGUUUUGCAACGAAAAUAUAUAAUGAUAUUACUGAAGUAUUACAAAUCAAAAUAUAUCUAAAAAACAAAGAAUAAUAUAUUGAAUAAGUGUUCUUAAAAAAUGAUUAUUGAAACGUUCACUACUAGUUAAUCCUUUGAUCGCGAAGGGCAUACAUAUCCGUCCAUAAAAAUUCGUUUUUAAUUUGAAGUCUCAACAUUUCUAAAUAAAGUUGUAGCAUCAUUAUACUCACAAUGAGAAAUUGUGAGAAAUAUCGAUUGAAACAUCUGAGUUACGGAAAACAAAAUACGGUCACCUACUAAUUCACGAAGGAACACGCGGUUGAACAGUCAGUCGAACUCGAACGAUAUAAAAUAAAGAAUAUUCCACCCGGUUGUAAUCACGUGGCACAGCUAGUUAUGAAUAAGAAUAGAAACUAAAUAAAAUGGCGAAAAUUAAUGGUUUUGAAAAUAAUAAAACUUUAUUCAUGUACGUAACACAAACAUGUGCACGAUCGCACACAUACAUUUACGAACAAAACUAAACAAUUUCAAAUUGUAUAUAAAUUCGCGCGCUCGUAUUCCCACAAGGGAAGGAACAAGUGCGUCACCGUUAUUCGAAAUAUUGUUUAGAAUUUUUUCGCUCACUUUAAAAUUGUUUUUAAUAGACAGCUGAAAUGGAUAAAUUUAUUUGUAACAAGUGUUUCGCUACAAUUGCGAGAGGAAAACAACCUUUCGUAUUAACGCAAUGUGGGCAUAUAUUUUGCGACGUAUGCAAACAAGCGGUAGAUAAGCAGUGUCCUCAAUGUAAACAGGUGGGUGUUUAUUUUGUGGAAUUGCAACAACCAUCCUUGGCAAAGAUAGAAAAUUAUUUUACUCCAAUAACCAAAUCUCUGGAGUCAUUAAACCAAAUAUGUACUUUUCAAAAUCAUCAAACGGAUCUUGCGAUACAACGUUUUCAUGAUAUUGACAAGAAAUAUCAAAAAUUGAAGACUUAUUACCAAAAUCUUUCUAUGCAUAUGAAGUUACUAGAGGAGAAGUAUGCGCAGCUCAAAAUAGAGAAUGCAGAGUAUAAGAAAAAACUUAUGUCAAUCGAAAUGCGUAACAAAAUGGUAUAUUCUUCAAGCAGUGUCUCGUCACUAACUGAUAAAAGAAAUAACAGAAGACCAAUGGCACACUCGUACCUUUUCUCUCAUGGAAUUAAAUUGAGCACUGAAUCUUUAAACGAGAGAAGAGAAGAUAUGACUGGUGGAUUCCAUGCACCAUGUCUGAGAUCUAUAGAUGUAAUGAAUGUUUGUCAACCUUCCAAUAAUAGAAAUUAUGCUUAGUUACUACUUAUGCUUCCAGAAUUUAAAUAAAAUUAAAAUAUUUUAUCAUGAAAUCAAAAUCAGUUCACACUUUAAUAAAUAUGUAAUUUGUUUAAUUAAAAAAAUUGACAAAACCAUUAUCUCCAGUCUUUGGAAAUUUCUAAUUUCUUGCAUGCUUCAUGAGAAAGCAAAAUGAUUUGUCACAGAAUAAUUUUAAUAUAAGUAUUACGUUCAUAAUAAAUAAUGUUAAGAAACUAUUGAUAAGUAAAAUUUUGUUGAUUCGUUAUCAAAUACCAGAUACAAUCUUAUGGUUGUAACAUAGCUACAAUAAUUAUUUAUGGUAAUACAAGAAUAAUAAUGCUUUGAGAACUAUGUUCAAUAAAUAAUAAACUAUUCCUUAUUUUUAACAAUAAAAUCAUACGAUAUUCAAUAGUGAUCUAACUUGUUAAGUAUAAUUUUAAGGUUACACAUAUUUGCGUAUAUAUUAUCGUGAAAGCAAAUGAUUCAAAGAACGAAAAAAUUGUUAAUGCGUCUAGCAGUAUCUAGUAAUAGUAUUUAGUAAUAGAUGUAUUUACUACAAUAAUCAGUGAAUAUAUAAAAUUUAUGUACAUAUAUUAUUCCUUGUUCACAUUCACUAGUGAAAAUAUAUCUCUAUAUAUGUGUACAUUCACUGUUCAUUAGUUAAUGUUGUAAUUUUCAUGAUACAAUUAUAGGAAAUCUUUUAUUAUCUAAAAAACAGAAUUAUGACCAAUCCUGAUCAUUACCUUUUGCUCGUAACCAAACCAUCUGAUUCUGUUUUCAAGAUAGUAAGAAAUGUAUUAUAAUUAUACCUUUCUAACUAAAGAAGGAUAGCAUUUUAUGUACAUCGGAAGGUCGUAAUUUGUUAACUUCGUAUAGUAAAUAAAAAACUUAAUUACAAAUAACCUUCGAACACAAUAAUUUAAAUACACUUUCACAAUAGUAAAGACACAAAUACUUUUCAAUUUACUUUUGUAAACUUCGUUUGUGCUAAUACCUAAAAUUUAUAAUUUGAAAACAGAAUAAAAUCUAUUUUUAGUAAGUUUUUAAUCUUCU